Poecilia reticulata (guppy) is the source of this 2784-nucleotide messenger RNA. RefSeq names its product sterol O-acyltransferase 1 (gene soat1). Gene Ontology annotation, molecular function: fatty-acyl-CoA binding; cholesterol O-acyltransferase activity; cholesterol binding. Lineage: Eukaryota; Metazoa; Chordata; Actinopteri; Cyprinodontiformes; Poeciliidae. Gene Ontology annotation, biological process: cholesterol metabolic process; cholesterol efflux. Gene Ontology annotation, cellular component: endoplasmic reticulum membrane. The record is from RefSeq and is a predicted model, not a curated record.
CUCCUCUUUUGAAACCCCGUUCCUCCCCCGCUGCCGUUCUCGGUGACGUCAAAAGGAGGAGAGAUUUCGGCCAAUCACCAUCGGGUAUCCGGCUCAUCAUCUAGUCAGCGUUUGCAUCAUGGAGUAGGUGAACUCACGUUGUCGAUAUUAGAUUGAGACAGCUGCCUCUCUGUUUAGUAGCCUGGAAAAGCUUUGACAGCGAGGACCAGGCUGCGGAAGCGAGUAAAGCUGCCUCAAAUAAAUCCAGUCGUUUUGCUUCUGUAGGAUGGAAACCGGAGGAGAAAGUUUGCUCAGGUCCCGCAGCCGAGCCGCCAACAAUCCGUCUACCUUCCCAGACUUGGAUGGAGGAUCUAGUCCUGGAAGACAUCCGCAUGGGAAUGGCGAUAACCGUAUCACAAGCAAUGGGAAAAUUGAAGUGGAGCAUGUGAUCAGCAAAAAACUGCAACUAAAAAGGAAAGCAGAGGACCUGAAGAGUGACCUGAUGCGUCAGUUUGAAAGCCAAGUCCAUGAUUUUAUGGACAGUCUUAUUGAAGAAUCAGCCAGCCUUGAGUCCACACCUCUACCUGCAGCCUUCUCAUCUCCACUGUCAGACAAGGAGAGGAGCAAACUUGGGCACUUUCGGCCUCCUCAUGGCCACGGGAAGCACUUUGUUACUCGGAGAUCCCUGCUUGACGAGCUGUUUGAGGUGAACCACAUCCGUACCAUCUACCACAUGUUUAUUGCCCUGCUCAUUCUCUUUAUUCUCAGCACAUUUGCAGUCGAUUUCCUUGAUGAAGGCAGGCUGGUCUUGGACUUUCACCUGCUGGUCUAUGCAUUUGGACAGUUCCCUCUAGUGGUGUGCACAUGGCUUUGCAUGUUCCUGUCUGUACUGCUGGUUCCCUACACUUUAUUCCAACUGUGGUUACAAAGCCAGUCGGACUCCCGUGGUCAGCAGAGGCUGUACACUUGGCUGUUUGGCUCUGCGUUCCUGCUCUACCAAGGCCUGGGUUUGGGAUUCCUACCAACAUAUGUGGUGGUGACCAACAGUUUGCCACCUGCUUCUUGCUUCAUCGUCACCAUAGAACAGGUUCGCCUGAUGAUGAAAGCUCACUCCUUUGUCAGAGAGAACGUGCCAAGAGUCCUAGCCUGGAAAAAAGACAAGACAAGCAGUGGACCUGUGGUUCCUCAAGUUUCCCAGUACCUCUACUUUUUGUUUGCACCAACUCUCAUUUAUAGAGACAAAUACCCUAGAAACUCGGUGACCAGAUGGGGCUAUGUGGCCUCAAAGUUACUUCAGGUACUUGGCUGUCUCUUUUAUACCUACUACGUAUUUGUGCGGCUGUGCAUCCCACAGUUUCGCAGCAUCAGUCUGCAGUUGUUCAAUCUGCGCGCUAUGGUCCUUUGUGUCUUUAACUCUAUACUGCCAGGUGUUUUGGUUCUCCUGCUGGGUUUUUUUGCCUUUCUCCACUGCUGGCUCAACGCUUUUGCUGAGAUGCUUCGCUUUGCAGACCGAAUGUUUUACAAGGACUGGUGGAACUCGACAUCCUAUGCCAAUUACUACCGUACUUGGAAUGUGGUGGUCCAUGACUGGCUGUAUUACUAUGUGUACAAGGACUUCCUUUUGAUAUCUCAGAAGCGUUUCCGUCCAGCCGCCAUGUUUUUUGUGUUUACCGUGUCUGCAGUGGUGCAUGAGUACAUCCUUGCAGUCAGCUUCGGAUUCUUCUAUCCGGUGCUUUUCUGCCUCUUUAUGUGCUUUGGAAUGAUGUUCAACUUUAUUUUCCACGAUCGAAGGAAAGGCCCCAUUUGGAACAUAUUAAUGUGGACGUCCCUCUUUCUGGGUCAGGGGGUCAUAAUGUGUCUGUACUCUCAAGAGUGGUAUGCCAGACGGUACUGUCCACUCAAAGAGUCUUCAUUCCUGGACUUGCUGAAACCUCGUUCGUGGAGUUGUCAGAGAGACCUAAUGGCUGGACCCGAUAAGAUAAAAUGGGACUACUGAGAGGAACUCCAUCACCAAUCGAGAUGGACUCCACUGGUUCUCCUCUCACUGUCAUUCUUAACUUACUGCAUUUAAAAAUGAUGAGUCCUACAGUGUGUGAAUGAACGUAUUGGAGAAUAUCUGCUGAGAUGCCAAAAUCGCAACAUCAAAAGUGCCUUAUUUAUUGAGUUUUCAGCUGCCAUUUCUCAACAGAAGUUCACAUUUAUAUAUAAAAACAUUGAAGCACAAACUUGAAUUUUCUUUUCUUAUGGGUCCAUAAUGCUUUGGGUCCACUGUGAAAUCACUCCUUGUGCAAACAAUGACAUGGCAGCUCAAUACAAACAUUACACAAUGAACACAUUUUCUGCAUGUGAUGUAAUGGUUAAUAUUUACCAAGGUAGUAUGUUGUAACUUGGUAAACUGUGAGUUAUACUAAAAGAAAUGACCUUAGUUUUAUUAUCAUUUGGACUUUUUUUUUGUUAAAUGUUUGAUAUUUUGGAAUUCAAACAUUCUCCCCAGAUAUCUCUCAUGGAUAUGUCACUGUAAAUGAGAUAUGGUGGGCUUUGUAUUAUUGGGUGACAGGAUAUUAGAGUAUAUUUAAUUAUUCACUUAUUAAGCACAAAUGAACUCCUCUGUUCAUCUACGAUGUCACAACAACGAGAUGCUUUGGUCACUAACAAUAUUUUUGCAAAACUCAAAGUAAUUACUUGGUUUACAAAAUAUUUAAGACAUGAAGGUUGCUGUAACUACUGAUAUUUUUGCUGAAUAAACUCCUAAAUUAUGUAAGUACUUGGAAGUAACAGACCAUAGAACAUAUUUAAUAUUUUUGA